This is a messenger RNA of Tetrahymena thermophila SB210, 855 nucleotides long. Its product is annotated as transmembrane protein, putative. The transcript has a single exon. The record is from RefSeq and is a predicted model, not a curated record. Lineage: Eukaryota; Ciliophora; Oligohymenophorea; Hymenostomatida; Tetrahymenidae.
AUGCAGAAAACUUUUGAGAAGUAAGUUAAUUAGACGAGUAAUAUAACCGUCUUAGAGGAGAGUCCAGAAUGGAAAAAGACAAAAAUAGAUCGCAUGAAUAAAUAUCAAAUUAUAAGAAAUAAUUUCAUAACAUUACUUAUCUUUAACUUUAUAGAUUUAUCUGGCUUUAGCUUCGCUUGUUUAUUUUACCAGUGGUUUAAAAUAGAAUACUACUCAUAGUUUAUGUGGGUUAAUUUUCUCUACAUAAAAUAUAAAGGAUAAAUCACCUUUGUGCAUGAAAACUAUGAUGAAGUUUAUAAAAACUUUUGUAGUAAUUACUAUAAAAUUGAUUAUACAGAUUGUACAAAAAGCUUUAAAGUACUAAAAAAUAUUGGGAUAGCAGCUUUUUCUUUUGUUGUUAUUGGGUUGAUUCUUCAUAUAUUAGAAAUUAUCCGUCUGAUUUAUAUCUUAAGAGGAAAAAGAAAUAGAAUAUGCUUGAAGGCAUAUUUCCUUCAUCCUUUAAUUCUGGUUUCUCUUUCUUUACCUAUUCUUCUCUAUUUAUUUAUAAUUAUGUUUCUUGCAACUAACCAACAAAAUGGUUAGUUCUCCUUUGGACCUUCAUUUUAUGUUGCUAGUGCCUUUUUUGUUUUCUACAUAGUAGUUUUGAUUUAUUACAAAUAACAAAAAAAGAGACUCGAAGUUCAUGAAACUAUGGAUAAAUUAAUUAUUGAGCUCAACAAAAAUAUAGACUAGACUCAAAACUCUGAUGUUAUAAGUUCAAAAAAAAUAUAAACCAUGUAUGAAAAUACCAAUAGCGUGAAUAUCACAGAUAUGGAAAAACCUGAAAAAGAAGGUUCAGCAACAUUCGUGCUAUGA